UUAUCCUCCCUCGUUGUGUUUUUCAAAACAUAUACUUUUCCCAUAAAUGCCGUUUCAUUUUACUGUCAAUAUGACCAAUUAGUAUAUAAUGUAUUGUCCAGUUGACAUUUGAAUGUCACGGUAACCGUCGAUCCUGGAUGAGCCACCACCGGCCGGCCCCUCCCGCUCCCUCUUUCCAUCCUCCGUAGCGACUCUCCGCGCUUCACUCCGUAGGAGAACCCGGUGCCACCCGUACCGGUUCAUGUAUGAUUCUAUGCUAAGAUGGAGGCUCUCCGAUGGCAAGAUUAGCGUUUAAAAUACAACUACACCUUCCGCGUGUCUUCGAUGACGCCUUGGUUGGCAGCAAGAGGGAUUUAGUGACAUCUUUUUGUCGAUUUUGAGGGGAUCUAAUCAUCGGGAGCUGUUGGGGUAGUGUGCAGCCAUGAGCUCCGGGGAAGGAGCAGAGGAGACGACGAAGGACGCCGGCGACAUAGCGGCGUUUUUUAAGACAGAUGGAGCCCUCCCGAAAGAGCCCAGAGGAGAUGUAUCAAGUCAGAUUGCAGGUUUUAGGAGAAAUGAGGACAUGAGAGCGAUGGAGGUGCUUCCCAUCCUGAAAGAAAAAGUAGCGUUUUUGUCAGGCGGCAGGGACCGACGCGGCGGUCCAGUGUUGACCUUCCCGUCACGCAGCAACCAUGACCGAAUACGAACGGACGACCUGAGGAGACUGAUCGCCUACCUCGCCGGCAUCCCCAGCGAGGAGGUUUGUAAACAUGGCUUCACUGUCAUCGUUGACAUGCGUGGCUCCAAGUGGGACAGCAUCAAGCCUCUGCUGAAGAUCCUGCAGGAGUCGUUCCCGUCGUGCAUCCACGUCGCGCUCAUCAUCAAGCCUGACAACUUCUGGCAAAAGCAGAGGACCAAUUUCGGAAGCUCCAAGUUUGAGUUUGAGACCACCAUGGUGUCAUUAGAAGGCCUGACCAAGGUGGUGGACCCCUCCCAGCUGACAGCAGACUUUGAUGGCAGUCUGGACUACAACCAUGAAGAAUGGAUAGAGGUCCGAGUGGCCUUCGAGGAGUUCUCUGGUCAUGCUACACAGAUGCUGGCCCGACUAGAAGAGAUGCAGGAGACUGUUUCACGUAAAGACUUCCCCCAAGACCUGGAGGGAGCCCGGAGAAUGAUAGACGAACACGCCACAUUAAAGAAGAAGGUCAUCAAAGCACCGAUAGAGGAGCUGGACACUGAGGGACAAAGGUUAUUACAGAGGAUCCAGAGCAGCGAGUCCUCCUCCAACCGCAAUGGCGGCAGCAGCGGAGGGAGCGGCGGGAGCAGCACGAGCAGCAACGCCGACACCCAGGGCCUGGUGCCGCGUAUCACCCAGCUGCUUGACAAGCUGCACUCCACCCGCCAGCACCUCCACCAGGCAUGGCACGUCCGCAAGCUCCAGCUUGACCAGUGCUUCCAGCUCCGCCUCUUCGAGCAGGACGCGGAGAAGAUGUUUGACUGGAUCAUGCACAACAAGGGCUUGUUCCUGGCAGGCUACACUGAGAUCGGCAACAACCAUCCGCACGCCGUGGAGCUGCAAACACAGCACAACCACUUCGCCAUGAACUGCAUGAAUGUCUACGUGAACAUCAACCGCAUCAUGUCUGUGGGCAAUCGACUCCUGGAGUCGGGUCACUACGCCUCCCAUCAGAUCAAGCAGAUCUCAGGCCAGUUGGAGCAGGAGUGGAAAGCCUUUGCCGCCGCAUUGGAUGAACGCAGCACACUGCUAGAGAUGUCGGCCAGCUUCCACCAGAAGUGUGACCAGUACAUGAGCAAUGUGGACACAUGGUGUAAGGCGUGCGGCGAGGUGGACUUACCCUCUGAACUUCAGGACCUUGAAGACGGCAUUCACCAUCACCAAGGCUUAUACGAACACAUCACCUCUGCCUACUCGGAGGUAAGCCAGGAUGGCAAAGCCCUCUUGGACAAACUGCAACGACCUCUGACCCCAGGCAGUGCUGACUCGCUGACGGCUUCAGCCAACUACUCCAAGGCGGUCCAUCACGUCUUGGACAUCAUCCACGAGGUGCUGCAUCACCAAAGGCAGCUGGAGAACAUCUGGCAGCACCGUAAGGUCCGGCUGCACCAACGUCUGCAGCUCUGCGUCUUUCAACAGGAUGUCCAGCAGGUUCUAGACUGGAUAGAAAACCACGGUGAGGCCUUCCUCAGCAAGCACACGGGGGUGGGCAAGUCCCUCCACCGAGCCCGAGCUCUCCAGAAACGACAUGAAGACUUUGAGGAGGUGGCCCAGAACACUUACACCAAUGCAGACAAGCUGCUGGAGGCGGCCGAGCAGCUGGCCCAGACGGGAGAGUGCGACCCGGAGGAGAUCUACCAGGCCGCCCACCAGCUGGAAGACAGGAUCCAAGACUUUGUCCGGCGCGUGGAACAGCGCAAAGUCCUGCUGGACAUGUCUGUCGCCUUCCACACACACGUCAAAGAGCUGUGGACAUGGCUGGAAGAGCUCCAGAAAGAGCUGCUGGACGACGUGUACGCCGAGUCGGUGGAAGCGGUCCAGGAUCUGAUUAAACGCUUCGGCCAGCAACAGCAGACCACGCUGCAGGUCACCGUCAACGUCAUCAAGGAGGGAGAGGAUCUCAUCCAACAGCUCAGGGACUCGGCCAUCUCCAGCAACAAAACGCCGCACAACAGCUCCAUCAACCACAUUGAGAGCGUGCUACAGCAGCUGGAUGAGGCUCAAGCCCAAAUGGAGGAGCUCUUCCAGGAGAGGAAAAUCAAACUGGAGCUUUUCCUGCAGCUCCGCAUCUUCGAGAGGGACGCCAUUGAGAUUAUCUCUGACCUGGAGUCGUGGAACGAGGAGCUGACGGGUCAGAUGAAUGAUUUUGACACCGAGGACCUGACGCUGGCCGAGCAGAGGCUGCAGCAUCACGCCGACAAGGCCUUGACCAUGAACAACCUUACCUUCGAUGUCAUCCACCAGGGCCAGGAGCUGCUUCAAUAUGUUAAUGAAGUACAGGCGUCUGGUGUCGAGCUACUGUGCGACCGCGAUGUCGACAUGGCAACCCGUGUUCAGGACUUGCUGGAGUUCCUCCACGAGAAGCAGCAGGAGCUGGACCUGGCGGCAGAGCAGCACCGCAGGCACCUGGAGCAGUGCGUCCAGCUCAGACAUCUGCAGGCCGAGGUCAAACAGGUUCUGGGUUGGAUCCGCAAUGGCGAGUCCAUGCUGAAUGCGGGUCUGAUCACAGCCAGCUCCCUGCAAGAAGCAGAGCAGCUACAGAGGGAACAUGAACAGUUUCAGCACGCCAUCGAGAAGACCCACCAGAGUGCUCUGCAGGUUCAGCAGAAGGCCGAGGCUCUGCUCCAGGCCAAUCACUAUGACAUGGACCUGAUCAGAGAUUGUGCAGAGAGCGUGGCGUCCCACUGGCAGCAACUCAUGUUGAAGAUGGAGGACAGGCUCAAGCUGGUCAACGCCUCUGUGGCCUUCUACAAGACCUCAGAACAAGUAUGCAGUGUGUUGGAAAGCCUGGAGCAGGAGUAUAAGAGGGAGGAGGACUGGUGUGGCGGUGCAGACAAACUCGGUCCCAACUGUGAAACUGAUCACGUGACCCCCAUGAUCAGUAAACACCUGGAGCAGAAGGAGGCGUUCCUCAAGGCGUGUACUCUGGCCAGGAGAAAUGCUGACGUCUUCCUCAAAUACAUGCACAGGAACAGCGUCAACAUGCCGGGAAUGCUGAGUCACGUCAAAGCACCCGAGCAGCAAGUUAAAAACAUCCUCAAUGAGCUGCUGCAGAGAGAAAACCGUGUGCUGCACUUCUGGACCAUGAGAAAGCGGCGCCUGGACCAGUGUCAGCAGUACGUGGUGUUUGAACGCAGUGCCAAACAGGCCCUGGAGUGGAUUCACGACACUGGCGAGUUUUACCUGUCCACACACACCUCCACUGGCUCGACUAUCCACCACACACAGGAGCUGCUUAAGGAGCACGAGGACUUCCACAUCACCGCCAAGCAAACCAAAGAGCGCGUGAAGCUGCUCAUCCAGCUGGCGGACGGCUUCUGCGACAAAGGUCACAGUCAUGCGGGAGAGAUCAAAAAGUGGGUUACGGCCGUGGACAAACGCUACAGAGACUUCUCCCUGCGAAUGGACAAGUACCGCUGCAGUUUGGAGAAAGCCUUGGGCAUCUCCUCGGACUCCAACAAGGCUAGUAAGGAUCUCCAAUUGGACAUCAUUCCAGCCACAGCGCCAGGGUCAGAGGUCAAGCUGAGGGAUGCUGCCCAUGAGCUCAACGAGGAGAAACGCAAGUCUGCACGCAGAAAGGAGUUCAUCAUGGCAGAGCUGAUUCAGACAGAAAAGGCCUACGUACGCGACCUACGGGAGUGCAUGGAUACGUACCUGUGGGAGAUGACCAGUGGGGUGGAAGAGAUCCCUCCAGGAAUCAUCAAUAAGGAGCUCAUCAUCUUUGGGAACAUGCAGGACCUUUAUGAAUUCCACCAUAACAUCUUUCUCAAAGAGCUGGAGAAAUAUGAACAGCUGCCAGAGGAUGUCGGCCAUUGCUUUGUUACAUGGGCUGAUAAGUUCCAGAUGUACGUGAAUUACUGCAAGAACAAGCCCGACUCCACUCAGCUCAUCUUGGAGCAUGCUGGGAACUAUUUUGAUGAAAUUCAGCAGAGGCACCGACUGGCCAACUCAAUCUCUUCCUACCUGAUUAAGCCCGUGCAGAGAAUCACUAAAUAUCAGCUUCUGCUAAAGGAGCUGCUGACGUGCUGCGAAGAAGGCAAAGGCGAGAUCAAGGACGGCCUGGAGGUGAUGCUCAGUGUUCCCAAAAAAGCCAACGACGCCAUGCACCUCUCCAUGCUGGAAGGUUUUGAUGAAAACAUCGAGUCGCAAGGGGAGCUGAUCCUCCAGGACUCCUUCCAAGUGUGGGAUCCAAAGACGCUGAUCCGCAAAGGCCGAGACCGCCACCUCUUCCUCUUUGAGAUGUCCCUGGUCUUCAGCAAGGAGGUCAAAGACUCCAACGGCAGGAGCAAAUACAUCUACAAGAGCAAACUCUUUACCUCAGAGUUGGGGGUGACGGAGCAUGUCGAGGGAGACCCAUGCAAGUUUGCACUUUGGGUGGGACGCACUCCCACGUCAGACAAUAAGAUCGUGCUUAAGCUAAGUCAGGGAUCCAAACACGGAGCGAUGGCGUCCAACAUUGAGAACAAGCAGGACUGGAUCAAGCACAUCAGGGAGGUGAUCCAGGAGCGUACCAUCCACCUGAGGGGGGCGCUCAAGGAGCCCAUUCAUAUUCCCAAAGCCAGCACAGCCAAGCACCACAAGGGCCGCAGGGACGGGGAGGACCUUGACAGUCAAGGUGAAGGCAGCAGCCAACCAGACACAAUCUCCCUUGCCUCUCGCACCUCCCAGAACACACUGGACAGCGACAAGCUCUCCGGCGGCUGCGAGCUGACGGUGGUGAUUCACGACUUCAUGGCGAGCAACAGCAAUGAGCUGACGGUGCGUCGCGGCCAGACGGUAGAGGUUCUCGAGCGCUGCCAUGACAAGCCCGACUGGUGCUUGGUGAGGACCACGGACCGCUCCCCCGCCCUGGAGGGCUUGGUGCCUUGCUCCAUGCUCUGCAUUGCACACUCUCGCUCCUCCAUGGAGAUGGAGGGCAUCUUCAACCACAAAGACACUUUGUCAGUAUGCAGCAAUGACUCCAUCAUGCCAGGCUCCUCUGCUACACUUCAGCCUGGUCAUGGAAUGGGCUCCCAUGCUUCACCAGGGCCAAAGCGACCAGGCAACACCUUACGAAAGUGGCUCACCAGCCCCGUCCGCCGGCUCAGCAGCGGCAAGGCGGACGGCCACGUGAAGAAGCUGGCCCACAAGCACAAGAAGAACCGCGAGGUGAGGAAGAGCGGCGAGAUGACCAUGGGGUCCCAGAAGGACUCUGACGACAGCGCCGCCACGCCUCAGGACGAGACUGUAGAGGAGGUUGGAGAGUCGUGGCCGCAUUCCGUCGAGUCGUGGUGCGGGUCGGACUUGAAUGGUUUCGCUGUGUUGCAGAGGGUCCGCAACGAGGGGCUGUCAAGCGGCACUCUGUCCAAGUCCAGUUCUUCGGGCAUGCAGAGCUGCGGCGAGGAGGAGGGCGAGGAGGGUCCUGAUGCGGUCCCCCUGCCUCCACCUAUGGCCAUCCAGCAGCACAGCCUGCUGCAGGCGGACUCACAGGACGAUAAGAACUCCUCUCGUCUGUCGGUCCGCCCAUCCAGUUCAGAGACGCCCAGUGCUGCCGAGCUGGUGAGCGCCAUCGAGGAGCUGGUCAAAAGCAAGAUGGCUCUGGAGGAUCGGCCCAGCUCGCUGUCAGUGGAGCAAGGCGACAGCAGCUCUCCUUCCUUCAACCCCUCAGACAACUCCCUCCUCUCCUCGUCCUCCCCCAUGGAGGAGAUGGAUGAACGGCGGGCCAGCAUCCUUAAGAAGAGACAUUACGUUCUGCUAGAAUUGGUGGAAACGGAGCGAGAUUAUGUGAAAGACCUGGGCCAGGUGGUGGAGGGUUACAUGAGUCGGAUGAAGGAGGAGGGCGUCCCCGAUGACAUGAAGGGCAAAGACAAAAUCGUGUUUGGCAACAUCCAUCAAAUCUUUGACUGGCACAAAGAUUUCUUCCUUGGUGAGUUGGAGAAAUGUUUGGAGGACCCAGACAGACUGGGACCACUCUUUCUCAAACAGGAGCGGCGGUUAAACAUGUAUGUGGUGUAUUGUCAAAACAAGCCCAAGUCUGAGCACAUCGUCUCAGAGUACCUUGACACCUAUUUUGAGGACUUGAAGCAGCGGCUUGGCCAUCGCCUGCAGAUCACAGACCUGCUCAUCAAGCCAGUCCAGAGGAUCAUGAAGUACCAACUGCUGCUGAAGGACUUGUUGAAACACUCUAAAAAGGCAGGGCUGGACUCUGUGGACCUGGAGAAAGCAGUGGAGGUCAUGUGCAUCGUGCCUAAAAGGUGCAAUGAUAUGAUGAAUGUGGGCCGGCUUCAGGGAUUUGAUGGGAAGAUCGUAGCCCAGGGCCGCCUUCUGCUGCAGGACACGUUCAUGGUGUCUGACGCAGACAGCAGUGUGCUGGGCCGCAUGAAGGAGAGGAGAGUCUUCCUCUUUGAGCAGCUCAUCAUCUUCAGCGAGCCGCUGGACAAGAAGAAAGGCUUCUCCCUGCCUGGCUUCCUGUACAAGAACAGCAUCAAGGUCAGCAGUUUGGGUCUAGAAGACAACGUAGAGGGCGACCCCUGCAAGUUCAUGCUAACUUCUCGCUCGACCAACGGCACUGUGGAGUCGUUUGUGCUGCAUUCUUCUCACCCGGGGGUACGUGAGGUGUGGACGCUUCAGAUCGGCCAAAUACUGGAGAGCCAACGCAAUUUUCUCAAUGCUCUGACCUCGCCGAUAGACUACCAGAGGAAUCAUGUUGGGGCCAGUGGGGGGUCCAGCAUGGGAGCUGCAGGUGGAGGCAGUAGUGGGUCUAACGUAACAGGAAGUUCCCAAGCUGGCAGCGCCAUCCCUCCCCAAGGUGGCUGCCGUCGACCCUCCAGGAUCCCCCAGCCGUCUCGCCUGCCACAACCCCUCCGCCAACACCCCGGGGCCGACCCCGACAGCCCCAACAAGAUGUCAGGUCCAAGUCCCCGUCCCGUUCCUCGCCCCCUACUCCCUCCGGGGGGCAGCCCACAGGGUAAGCGCCCCGGCGUCCAGGCCCUAGAGGACCAAACACUGACCCCUACAAAUGCAGUAGCCCCUAUGGUCCGUGCCACAGUUGGGCCGUUGCCCUCCACUCCCGUAUCCAAACAACGGCCUGGAGCCGUGCCCCCUCUUGUGCCCCCCACUUUUACCAAGGAAGUCCUCCCUCCUCCCCCUGCCAGCCCCAGUCAGAAGUCUGGGUCUGGAUUCUGGAGCUCCAUGCCAGGCUCUCCAGCGAGCCGGCCGGGCUCGUUCACCUUUCCAGGGGAAGCUGGGGAGAGUCCGGCACGUCAGAACUCUAGCCAGGUCCAGACCGGCUCUGGGAACCCAAAUCAAAGCCACAGACACUCCACGCACAGCAAGGACGCUGACCGCAUGAGUACCUGCUCAUCCACCAGCGAGCAGUCCAUCCAGUCCACUCAGAGUAACGGGAGUGAAACUAGCAGCAGCAGUAGCGUAUCCACCAUGUUGGUCACCCAGGACUACAUGGCGGUGAAGGAGGAUGAGAUCAGCGUAAUGCAAGGCGAGGUGGUCCAGAUUUUGGCCAGCAACCAGCAAAACAUGUUCCUGGUGUUCCGGGCGGCGACCGAGCAAGGCCCCGCCGCUGAAGGCUGGAUCCCAGGAUUCGUCCUCGGACACACCUCCGCCAUUGCACCCGACUGCCCCGAGGGAUCAGUCAAUAGGAAGUCUUCUUCCUGGCAUACAACUUUGCGCAUCCGUAAGAAAUCUGAGAAAAAGGACAAAGAGGCCAAGAAAGAUCCAAAGCUGGAGAACGGUUACAGGAAGUCCAGAGACGGCAGUAAAGUUUCUGUAAAGCUUCUAAAUCCAAAUUACAUCUACGAUGUUCCGCCCGAGUUCCUUGUCCCUCUGAGCGACGUCACGUGUGACAACAGAGAGAGCGUCACCUUGAGGUGUAAGGUGUGUGGUCGACCCCGUGCCACCGUCGCCUGGAGGGGACCCAACCAGAGCAACCUCACUAACAAUGGCCGCUUCUCCAUCACCUAUAGCGAUACCGGCGAGGCAACCCUGCGGAUCAUCGGCGUGUCGUCGGACGAUGACGGCGUUUACACGUGCAUCGCCACCAACGAGCUUGGCAGCGUCACGUCGUCGGCUAGCCUCAGAGUGCUUGAUGUAUCCAUUGACGGCGUGCGAGUGAGCUGGAAAGACAACUUCGACUCUCACUUCAGCGAGGUGCUUGAACUGGGCAGGGGACGUUUCUCCGUCGUCAAGCGCUGUGACCACCUCGCCACCAAGCGAACAGUUGCGGUCAAACAGGUGAACAAGAAGCUGAUGCGGCGGGACCGGGUCACGCAGGAAGUCAACCUGCUUCAGAGGCUCCAACAUCCCAACAUCAUCAGCCUGGUGGACACCUACGAAACCCCCAGCAGCUUUGUUCUGGUCCUGGAGAUGGCUGACCAAGGCCGUCUGCUGGACUACAUCAUCAGCUGGGGCAACCUGACGGAGGAGAAGGUGGCCGGCUACCUGCGUGACCUUUUAGAUGCUUUACACUACUUGCACAACAGCAGAAUAGUACAUCUGGACAUCAAGCCUGAGAACCUGCUGGUGGCUCAUUGCUCCAUCGGCCAGCCGUCAGUCAAACUGGCAGACCUGGGUGACGCCGUGCAGCUCAACAGCACCCCCUACGUGCACCCCUUGCUGGGCAGCCCCGAGUUCGCGUCCCCGGAGCUGGUGCUUGGCGACCCCGUGUCGCUGACGUCAGACGUGUGGAGCGCGGGAGUUGUGGCCUACGUGCUGCUGAGCGGCGCCUCGCCUUUCCUGGACGAGAGCGCCGAGGAGACGUGCCUGAACAUCUGUCGCCAGGACUUCAGCUUCCCCAGGGAUUACUUCCACGGCGUCAGCCAGGCGGCGCGGGACUUUGUGUGCCUGCUCCUGAGGGCCGACCCCGCCAGGAGGCCUCCGUCCGGGCUGUGCCUGCAGGAGGUGUGGCUGCAGGCGGCCGACAUCCGCUCCACGGCCGAGUGCUGCUUGGACACGUCUCGUCUCGUCUCCUUCAUCGACCGCAGGAAACACCAGACAGACGCGCGGCCCAUCGGAGGGGUGCGGAGCCUCACCCAGAGCCGCCUUCAGCACCGGGUCUGAAUCCACAGCAGAAGGAACUUUGGAUAAAAAGUACAGUAGAAGGCUGAGCUCAUCCUCACUGACGGAAUGUCCUGUUGUCCCACAUGGGGGCCCUCGUCUACUGCUGCUUGCUGCUUUACACUCACAUUUUAUACUUAAGACAAUACAAAUGUACAAAACAUAAAAAAUAUAUAUAUAUAGUUGAAGUAAUUUAUUUUCCUUAGCAAGGGUGAACAAGGAUGGAGAGCUUUUCAAGAAAGAGUGACAGCUGAGGGAGAAGCUUUUGCUUUGCUCUUUUACACUCCACUCCAACUUUCUUACAUUUAUAGAAAGCCUAAAGGAACGCUCCACGUGUCAAAUAUGGAGACAUGCAGGCGUUCUUUUUCCUAGAACAAAAGCUGUGUAUGCGUGCGUAUGUAUGUAUGUAUGUAUGUGUGGCGCUGAUAUGUAUGUCUAAGCCUUACCUUGUACAUAAGACUUGUACUGCCUUGGUGGGCCCCGACUUUGGAGGUCUGCACCUGCGGAGGAAAAGAAGCAAAGUGUAAAUGAUGCACUCGUGGUACGUCGUGUUUUUCUCAUGUGCAAUGUUGCAGCUUUAACGUUUUAUGCAACUAUUUAUGAAGACAUCCGUGGUUGUGUGUCAUAAUAAAAACCAUGUAGAGGAAGGCGUGUACUUGGUACUGCGAGCACUGCUGGUCGUUUGUGUUCACCGGCUACAAUCAUUACGAUCAAAAAUAUGUUUUAUUUGUACCGUACGUCCGUGUACCAAAGUCGCUAGCGUUACCGAACGUUACAAAAAAAAAGGUUUUAUUGUUAAGUUUCACAGUUGCUAUGUGAAAUGAUUGUUUACACGAGUCAGUGAUGUUAAAAGAACAAAAUGUGCCCCCGCCCCUACAAACAGCAAGGUUGAAGUUUAAUUUUGUACAUUAUUUUGUCAAAAACGGUCUUUGUGUACAGAUGUUUUUUUUUUUUGUUGUUGUUGCCAAACUCAGCAUUGUUUAACAAAGCACCCUUUGCAUUAAGCUCAAGAAGUCUAACAUUUUAUUUAUUUUGGUGUGCUGAGGCCAUGAAAGGAACUGGAUACCUCAGUUUGAGGGUUUUUUGUUACCUGCUCAUAUUUCACUAGUUUGCUAUUUGAUUUUAUCUUGUACCUUUUUUGCAUGUAUAUUUUUUGUAUAGAUCAUACUUCUCUUGUAAAUAUUGUCAUUUUCAUCAGUUAUUUGAAGAUUAAACAUAUUGGACACAGAGAUCCA
This is a messenger RNA of Doryrhamphus excisus (bluestripe pipefish), 10998 nucleotides long. Its product is annotated as triple functional domain protein. Lineage: Eukaryota; Metazoa; Chordata; Actinopteri; Syngnathiformes; Syngnathidae. The record is from RefSeq and is a predicted model, not a curated record. Gene Ontology annotation, biological process: protein phosphorylation; axon guidance. Gene Ontology annotation, cellular component: extrinsic component of membrane; cytoplasm. Gene Ontology annotation, molecular function: protein kinase activity; ATP binding; guanyl-nucleotide exchange factor activity.